AUGGCCACCCCCGAGCCUACCAGCCCCCCUAGGGCAACAAGCGCAGCAGCUCUCGAGCCAUCUGAUUCCAGGCAGAAUUCAGCACGGCUGAAUAGGGAUGAACGGAUCCGAGUAUUAACCCUUCGAGAUGCUGGAUUUACAUAUCUUCAAAUCUCUCAGCAACUUCAAAUUAGCUAUCGCCAAGUCCAAUAUACGUGCCAAAGCCAGCAAGCAACCCCUAAAAAGGCCCGUGGCAACCCUCCGAAGCUCUCCGAGGCUGAAGUUGAUCAUAUUAUCGAAUGGAUUACUUCUUCGAAGCGUACGCGACAGCUUAACCUAUCUAUUGGAAAGCACGCCCUGGCUCGAGCCCUUAAAAAACGAGGUUAUAUACGAUGCAAGGCUCUUAAUAAACCUCCUCUAUCAGAUAAACAUAAACAAGUACGUCUUGCCUGGGCCCUAGAGCAUUUGAAUUGGACGACUGAACAAUGGAAUCGUAUCCUUUGGUCUGAUGAAACAUGGGUUACUUUAGGAUUUCAUACGAGAAUCUGGGUAACUAGAAAGGCUGGUGAAGAGUUAGAAGAGACUUGCAUACGAUCCUCUCCUGCACGGAAACGUGGAUGGAUGUUCUGGGCUACUUUUCAUGGGAAUAACAAGGGUCCGUGUUUAUUCUGGGAGAAGGAAUGGGGAACUAUUAACUCAGAGAGAUAUUGUCAACGGGUUAUACCAAUUAUUGAUGGCUAUAUUCGCUUAUUACGAGACGAUAUCUGGCUUCAAUUUAUGCAGGAUGGGCCACCUGGCCAUGCGAGUAAGGAGACUCUCGAAGAGCUUCAUUCUCGUGGGAUAUAUCCAAUUUAUUGGCCAGCAUUCUCACCUGAUCUCAAUCCAAUUGAAGCAGUAUGGAAUUGGAUGAAGGAUUGGAUUCAAGAACAAUAUCCAGAUGAUGAGCAACUUUCUUAUGAUCGACUCCGUGAGAUUGUACGAGCUGCUUGGGAUGCACUGCCUGAGCAGUUUUUGAAGGAGCUCAUUGACUCUAUGCACGCUAGAUGCCAAGCUGUAAUAGAUGCUCGAGGUGGUCAUACAAAAUAUUAG
Messenger RNA from Talaromyces stipitatus ATCC 10500, 1068 nucleotides. RefSeq names its product transposable element tc1 transposase, putative. Gene Ontology annotation, biological process: DNA integration; DNA transposition. Lineage: Eukaryota; Fungi; Ascomycota; Eurotiomycetes; Eurotiales; Trichocomaceae. The transcript is spliced from 2 exons. Gene Ontology annotation, molecular function: DNA binding. The record is from RefSeq and is a predicted model, not a curated record. Bases 1 to 1068 code for a protein of 355 amino acids.